AUGGGCCUAUUUGGCAAGCUCAAAUCUAACAAUCCAUAUCCAUCCCCACCCGAAAAAGCACACCCAGUCUUUGAUACAACAUCACAAGAAUCAUUGGGUCGUCCUCCUUUACGAAUUAUAAAUUCAUGGCCUUCGAUCAGUCGAGAAGAUAAUUGCACCUCACCCAUAUCCACCACAAGUUCGAGUCAUUCACAUCAAAGUAUACCACAACGAUCAAUAUCGGCUGCACCCUCUGCACGUUUUGUCGUUUAUCCCGAUGGAUCACAUACCCAUUCGAUUAAAUGCAUGGGUCCAAGUCGUUUCACGACAUCCCUUCAUAACUUGACCCAUUUACUACCCUCCAAAUCCUUGAAACUACCCUCCUUUCGAGAAAAGAAAAAUGCAGAGGAAUUGAAAAAAGAGCGCACGGUGGUGAAUGCUCAUUUACAACGACCCAUUACGGAUGCAUGUUGUGUGACAACCAAGUGGGGAACAUGCCAUCAAGUUAUAGGAAAAGGAACCUUUGGUAUUGUACGAAUUGUAUACAAGGGCGAUCAUCCAUCAUCACCCAAUGACCAAUAUGCUGUCAAGGAAUUUCGAAGAAAAGGCUCAGAAUCAAUUGAUCACUAUAUCAAACGUCUCACAACCGAAUUCAGCCUAUGUGCACCUUUACACCACCCCAAUGUCGUUGAGACUUUUGAUCUACUUCCACUCAACAACACAUGUCCGGUCUUUUGUCAAGUCAUGGAGUACUGCAAUGGAGGCGAUUUAUUUGGCUUGAUCUAUGACAAUUCCCAAGACGGCCUAGAGCCGGCAGAAGCCAACUGUUUCUUCAAGCAACUUAUGCAUGGCGUCGCAUAUCUACAUAGCAUGGGUAUUGCCCAUCGUGACAUUAAGCCGGAGAACCUACUGUUGACAGCCCACGGCAUUAUCAAGAUCAGUGAUUUCGGUAGUGCUGCUAGUUUCCAAGUCGACCAUGAACCCGUGUUGGCACGCGGUCUCUAUGGCUCUGAGCCUUACAUUGCACCCGAGAUGUUUACAGACCCAGUGUAUGAUCCACGAGCUGCUGAUGUAUGGAGUUGUGGCAUUGUCUAUAUGGCCAUGCGCUCAGGCGCUCAUCCUUGGCAAGUGGCACAACCCGAUUCGGACGAUAACUAUGGCCGCUAUCUCCAAUUCCGACAUUUGGUGGAACAAGAACGUGACAAGGCACGUGAGGAACGACGCAUGGGCCAACAAAAAACGGAACAAGAACGAGAAUUGGCCAUUCUCAAGGCACGUGAAUCAGUACGCAAACAUGCAAAGGAACGUGGUCUCGAUAUUCUUGAAGGCUUUGGCUUUGGUGCAAAACGUGUCAUAUACCGCAUACUCGAUCCCAACCCACAAAAACGCAUCACUGUAAAACUCAUCUUGGAGAAUGAUUGGUUCAAGACCAUAUGUUGUUGUCAGCCCAUAUUGUCAAAACAGGAAGAAGCCAUGGUGCAAGAAGAAGGAUAG
Molecule: messenger RNA, 1473 nt
Organism: Lichtheimia ornata
Lineage: Eukaryota; Fungi; Mucoromycota; Mucoromycetes; Mucorales; Lichtheimiaceae
Exons: 2
Coding region: 1-1473 (490 amino acids)
Biological process (GO): intracellular monoatomic cation homeostasis; intracellular signal transduction; protein phosphorylation
Molecular function (GO): ATP binding; protein serine/threonine kinase activity
Source: RefSeq, a predicted model, not a curated record